Messenger RNA from Branchiostoma belcheri (Belcher's lancelet), 857 nucleotides. Its product is annotated as DNA oxidative demethylase ALKBH2-like. Bases 139 to 834 code for a protein of 231 amino acids. The transcript has 3 exons. The record is from RefSeq and is a predicted model, not a curated record. Gene Ontology annotation, biological process: DNA repair. NCBI's taxonomy places the organism in Eukaryota, Metazoa, Chordata, Leptocardii, Amphioxiformes, Branchiostomatidae.
UUGUGUAUGUCUUGCUGUGUCAAUGCUAUUGUUUGCUGAUUGGUUAAGAGGUAAGAGGAUAUUUUUGUAUAAAGCCAGGCAAACUGUGACAGUCUUAGAUUGCGACCUGUCCACGCUUCGACACCUAUUCGAUUAGCGAUGGCUUCUACAGAUAUCAGGAAUUGGCUGAGCCGAUCUAUACACGAGAGGGAUAUCACAAGUUGUUCUACCGAUCCUGUACCGCUUCAAUGGCAGAAGUUACGAGGAGAAAAUUUCAACUGUGAUUACACGGUAUUGUACCGUCCAAGUGUUGCUUCGACCCUGUUUCAAGCGUGCGAAGAGGAGUUUGUGUACAACACUGGGGACUUGGCUCGAGUUCAGAUCUUUGGAAAGUAUCGUGACAUCCCAAGGAAACAAGUUGCUUUUGGUGACCCUGGGUUAUCGUACAGAUUUUCCGGGGUAGAAAUCCCGGCAAGGCCUUGGUCACCGCUGUUAAGGACGAUCAAAGACAGAAUACAAGAAGUAACCGGGCAAGAGUUCAACUUUGUCCUUAUCAACAGAUACAAAGAUGGUUUGGAUUACAUCGGAGAACACAGAGAUGACGAAGAAGGGCUAGUACAAAAUGCUCCAAUCGCUUCACUGUCUCUUGGACAAAAACGAGACUUUCUUUUCAAGCACUGUGAUGCACGCGGGAAGUACAAGAAACGUGUGGUAGAGCCGAUUAAAAUAGAAUUAGAACAUGGUAGCCUCUUAAUGAUGAACUAUCCAACCAACCGAUUCUGGUUUCACUCGCUACCUGUCCGGAAAAAGGCAACAGGAGCAAGAAUAAAUUUGACCUUCAGAAAAAUGGCUUAAAACAUAUGACCUUGGUUUGACCU